UACGCCUCAGCACAAACGACAUCAUGCCAUCAAGAGGAGAGCCAGCAGCACUCGUUUCACACAUACCGCGGGCUGACGGCUCUGCGAUAUAUUCUCAUGCCGGCUACACGGUAACAGCGUCGGCAAAUGGACCUAUUGAGGCCCAGAGGCGCGACGAAGACCCGUACGAGGCGCUGGUCGACGUGAUCGUACGACCGGCAGCAGGGGUUGGAGGAACGAGGGAACGCCAUCUAGAGUCUCUCUUGCAAGCCACACUGCGCCAGAUAAUCCUGGUCAAAAACUUUCCUCGCAGCUUGAUCCAAGUUGUGCUGCAGGUGAAGUCAUCACCAGAAAAUGAUUACGCCAACACGAAGCUGGUUCAGGCAAACUUGAACUUGCCGAUUAUACCAGCCCUGCUGCAAGCCGCUGUUUUGGCUCUUCUCUCGGCGGCGAUCCCUCUAAGAGCAACAGCUACCUGUACCGUAAUAGCCGUUGCCGGUGGCACCGAUGGAGAGCCAGAACGCAACCUGAUUCUGGACCCAUCGCCCCGGGAAGCGGAGGCCGCGCGGUCGGUACACGUACUGGCCUUCACCUCAGGGGACAGAUUGAUUCUCGCAGAAAGCGAGGGUCAUUUCACGAUGCAAGAAUGGGCUGAUGUCCAUGCCAAGGCACUGAAGAUCUGUUGCGAACCCGUUCGGGACCCCGGCAACAACGACAUGGACAUGGGCGACGAUAACGGCCCCGAUGUGGACGGUCCCAACAUGCGGCACUUCAUCCGAGAGACAAUGGCCGCCAAGGUCUCGGCAGAUCUUCAUUGGAAAGGCUGAGUGAGGGACGGGGGACUUCUACCGACCGUGCUUGCUUGCUCAUCGAUGAUUGGAGCCUGCCGAGUAUUUCCGAACCAUAGUUUGGACUGGGUCGACGCAACACUCUGUAUUGUACAUCCAUCUGUCUCCUGAGACGCAAAACCGGUAGUGUGAACAGUCUACCAGUUUACUGACAGGAGAAGGGGACAAAAAAAAGGGGGAGGGGAGGGGCAAGAGCAGAGAGGGCUGCUACAGAACCGCGGGACGUGGGCGACGAGCAUGGCUGCAUAUGGCGGUCUCCAAUUGAAUGACCUUUCUGGGAGCUUGGUUCAAUCAUUUUCUCCGAUAAAUUGGCAUGUUUAUCGCGGCUCAAGUCUUUGAUGUUCAAUCGCUGAAAAAUUUCGGUAAAGAGGCUUGUGGGGGGCCUGUACCUGCUACUUACAACGUUCUCAAACAUUAUGUGGAUUUCGUUACAGGGCUUGCGCUUGGAAACGACGACGUUUCAUCUCAGCCCUUUUCCAGCUUCCUUAGUGGCGUGGUUCUAGGCGCCGAAGAGAAAAAAAAAAAGGGCUUUCUCCAGCGGUUGACGGGGCGUUGAUCCAGCCUGUUCUCCUGUUGGUAGAUUGUCGGGUUUGGUAGCAACGCUUGCAACGGUAGGUCGCUGGGAUCCCUGAGAACCAUUUUUGUUUGGCAGGGCCCCAGUCGGGCCUGGACAUGUUGUAACCUAAGACCCGCCCUCUCUAACGCGCAGAGAACAGCGAGCUCAGCAAAACAAGCAGACAGUAUGCACAGACAGCAUAGAGAAUGAAUUGUGUUGCAGGAAGGUAUAUGUGUCGACUGUGGUCAAAUUCAAAACGAUUUCUUCCCUUAUUUAACGAGAUCUUCAUACUUACUUGACAAGGUCGUAUUGAUUGACCCAGUUGACGCAUCACCUUGAAUAUUUUCUGGGUGGUAUUGAUGAUGCACAGGGUACAUAGUAGUGAGCAUGUUGUUUCUUGAGGGGCUACCGAGCAAGACGACCCCAUGUGUGAUCUACUUGUGUGGGUCAGACGCAAGGAGGACACUGGCAUGAACCCCUUUUGCAGCCAUCCAAGGACAUUCAUUGGUCGCUAGAGCCAAGAGUGCAGGCCGUCAAAGUCAGGAUGACUUCGGACGACCUCUUUUG
Messenger RNA from Pyricularia grisea, 1950 nucleotides. RefSeq lists its product as uncharacterized. The transcript is spliced from 3 exons. Lineage: Eukaryota; Fungi; Ascomycota; Sordariomycetes; Magnaporthales; Pyriculariaceae. Bases 24 to 806 code for a protein of 260 amino acids. Gene Ontology annotation, cellular component: cytoplasmic exosome (RNase complex); nucleolus; nuclear exosome (RNase complex). The record is from RefSeq and is a predicted model, not a curated record. Gene Ontology annotation, biological process: nuclear mRNA surveillance; U4 snRNA 3'-end processing; poly(A)-dependent snoRNA 3'-end processing.